UUUAUUAUUCCCUUUUUCCCCUUUUCAUAAACAAUAGUUUCCACGCCAAACAACAAUUACUGGGGAGCACAUCUGAUUCGGUGAUUCCAAUUUCCAAGUUCUCAAUUUUCUGCUCGUUCUCUUCCACAAUCCCACUACUCAAUUCUUCGGAAUUAGGCUUUGAGACAAGAUCAAGUUAUCGACACAGUUGAGAUGGAUACAGAUUCUGUUCAUGAUAUUACUGUUUCAUCUAUUGAAAAUGAUCCUGGUGGUGGCAUUGAGGCGGUAUCAGUUGAUGAGGGGAAAUCAGGGGAUGUCUCCUCUGAGAAAGAGUUGGUACGGGAGGUUGGGAGUUCUCUUAUUAGGCUCGAGCUGGAUAUAGCUUGUUGUUCAGAGAAGCUAGUCAAUAUGAACCUACUUAUGAUGCAUGUAGCAGGAAGAGAGAGUGACUUUGAAGAUUUUGCUUCGAGAAAAGAGGAUGCACUGGUUGAUGCUGGUGGGAAGGCAUUGGAAUUUGAUAUCUUAUCCGGAAUUUUUGAUUCAGAAGUCAGGGAGAUGAAUAGCUUCAUUGGUAAAAUAAAGUUAGAGAUCAAUAAUACUCGUGAGGUAAUUUCUUCACAUAAACAUUUAGGAGAAGGGUUUUUGGCAUUGGAAGAGAAGUUGCAUGAUGCUGAAGAAUCAAUAAAGCAAUCACAAGAACAGGUCUCAGAAUUGAUUAUGCAAUCUACAAAGUUCCAGAAGAUCUUAUCAAGUGUUAACCAAGAGGAAACCUCUGAUGAAGACAAGGAAGCAGUCAUGUUAGGGGAUGGUGACUUUUUAAACACAACGGCAAAGCUAAGAAUGCAAACAUCGCAAGAGCAGAGACACAUACUGACGAUGCUGGAAAAAUCUUUGGCAAGAGAACUUGAGCUGGAUAACGAGCUAAAGGAAUGUAUGCAAGCCCGGGAUGAGAUGAAACAUAAGCUUCAUUUUUCACAACAGAAAUUCAUGUCUGCCGAAGAAGAAACUGUAGCUGUCUAUGCCCGCUUCUUUGAAGCUGACAAUGCUUCAGCUGUGCUUAUGGGAAUUUCAAAAGAAUUGAUUGGUAAGCUGCAAUCAUGCCAAUUACAAAUAAAUUGUGCUGUCCGUCGAGAAAACGAAAUGAACACUAAGCUCCAAGAUUGCACACAAACUGUUCAAAAUCUGGAGAAAAAAGAGGCUUUUAUGGAGGAACUUGCAGAAAAAAACAGAUCGGAGGCCUUGGCAUUAAAAGAGAAGGUGAAUUUCUUGGAGGAACAGCUAAAGGCUUCAGAAUCUGAACUGGUAAAUGGAAAUUCUUUUUUGGAUGGCAAGAGUGAGCAGAUCAAAGAGUUGGAAGAGAAAUUCUUCAUAAUUGAAAGCAGGGCUCAGAAGGCAGAAGCUGAAUCAAAGUUGCUUGCAGAAGCUAAUAAGGAACUUAAUGUGGAACUUGAUCUUCUGAAAAACAGUGGUGUCUCUGCUGAGAAGGUUGAUUCCCUGGAAAAGGAACUAAAGGAGACAGAUAUGCAGCUUCAAGAGGCAGUGGCAUCGGUGGAAGCAAAUCAAGAGAAUCAAACCUUGUUGUACACUUCGAUUAAUGACAUGGAAAUUUUAAUUGAGAAACUAAAGUCAAAAGUUUUGGAAGCCAAUGCUCAGGCUGACAGUGCAGAAGAUAAAUGCAUUAUAUUGUCUGAAAGCCAUGCAGAACUUAAUGAUGAGCUGAUUUUCCUUAGGGGUAAAUUAGAAUGCUUGGAAGCAUCUUUGCAACAAGCAGAAGACACAAAACGAGCAACUGCAAAGGAUAUAAAUAUUCGCAGCAAAGUAAUAACAGAUAUGGUAAUGCAGCUAGCCGUUGAAAGAGAACGCCUUCACAAACAGUUAUCACUAUUAACAUUGGAAAAUAGGGCUCUUGUAGAUAAACUACACAUGGCAAACAAAGUUCCGUCCAAUUCAAUGAACCAUGAAGGUGGGGAAACUGAGAAAGGAGUUUUAUCUUCUGUACAUGAUGUACAUUCUGUCGAUUAUGGGAAAGGAAAUAAAGAAGAUUCUGAUACUAUAGAGGUAGAGAUGUCUACAGAAGAUGUUUUGGACAGAGAAUGCAAGUUGGAACCUCAGGAUUUGGAGUCCAAGCUUGAAACAGUUAGGACAAUUGAUCCAGGGCGGCUUAAUGUCAAGUAUGUAAUUUCAGCAAGUCUUGUAGUGUUAGUUGCAAUUUUGGCAGUCCGUUUUCUUCAAGCAGAAAACUUGCCGUUGUAGUGACAACUUAGAUUCGGUUUUUGCAGUAGCCAUUGUAAUUUUUAGUGAAUUUUUGGUGCAUCCAUAGAUUGUGACACAGGCUAGUUGAAAAUCCCAAACUCUUAUACUAGUACAGAGUAAUUGUUAUAAACCAUGUAUACAUACUUACAAUAGUUACAUAGGCGAUAGACGAAAUAUUUUUGGCCAAUGCACCAUGAGUCAUGACCUAUUUUUUUUAAUUUAUAUUAGAGGCAAUGAAAUUGAAAGAAUUUACCGCUAAGUCGGAUGA
Molecule: messenger RNA, 2500 nt
Organism: Spinacia oleracea (spinach)
Lineage: Eukaryota; Viridiplantae; Streptophyta; Magnoliopsida; Caryophyllales; Amaranthaceae
Product: WPP domain-interacting tail-anchored protein 1
Exons: 5
Coding region: 193-2232 (679 amino acids)
Source: RefSeq, a predicted model, not a curated record